This is a messenger RNA of Solenopsis invicta (red fire ant), 4910 nucleotides long. RefSeq names its product protein RRP5 homolog. The transcript has 6 exons. Gene Ontology annotation, molecular function: protein binding; RNA binding. The record is from RefSeq and is a predicted model, not a curated record. Gene Ontology annotation, cellular component: nucleus; nucleolus; small-subunit processome. Bases 118 to 4350 code for a protein of 1410 amino acids. NCBI's taxonomy places the organism in Eukaryota, Metazoa, Arthropoda, Insecta, Hymenoptera, Formicidae. Gene Ontology annotation, biological process: rRNA processing.
GCUAUUAUACCAACCUUUAUGUGUUUAUAUGUUCUAUGCUUUAUACCAUGUGCAUUCGUGCUUGCAUGUGGUGUUGAUAAAAUUUGUAUAUUUUAGUAUAAUUUAUUUUUAAUUAAGAUGACGCUAGAAAGUUUUCCUCGAGGAGGGAAAGAACUUCAAGUUAAGAGGCCUGCAGAUGUGUUAUUUGAGGAGAAUCGUAAACUCAAGAAAAGUAAAACACAGGCGAAGAAGAAAAAUGAUGUAACUGUAGAAGAAACAAAUCUUGUUGCUACUACCGCGGACCGAUUGUCCAAAAUGAUGCUGCGUGAAGGACUGGUUCUCCUUGGUCGAGUUUUUGAAGCAUCAGAAUAUGAUCUGCUGAUAUCUCUUCCAGGUGGAUUCAUAGGACGUGUACAAGCUACAGAUCUUAGUCAGACAUACACGAAUUUGUUGCAAGAUAUAAUCAACACUAAAACCGUCCAGUCAAAUGAAUUCAAACCCUUGCCAGAUUUAUUUAAACCUGGCGAUUAUGUAACUUGUUACGUGAAAAAUAUAAAUGCCGAAGAUAAAUGGUUUUGUAGUUUAUCUUUGGAGCCACAAUUGAUAAAUCAGAAUGUUCAAAGCUAUUGUCUUGCAAAAGAUGUGAAUGUGAUUUGCACUGUCAAGAGUAUUGAGGAUCAUGGCUAUGUAGUUGACACAGGUAUAGCUAAUGUUAGAGCAUUUUUGUCUACUGAGGAUGUCGAAGGAAGGCAAUAUUUUCCAGGCACUCAACUUCUGUGUACUAUCAAGGAAAUAAAAACGGAAGAUCACAUGUCUGUUAUUAAAUUGUCAACUAAAAGGAAGAAAAUCAACACUGAACGUGAGAUAAAGUCUUUAGAUAUUUUAACGCCGGGAACAAAAUUGCCACUUCGCAUAAUGAAGGUGCUCUCCAAUGGUGUGCAAGUUAUGUUUGGAAAAAAUAACGUUGGAUAUAUAAAUCGAAUUUACUUGAAUAAUCCUUUAUCCACAUACGAAGAAGAUGUGGAAAUAACUGGCACGUUAUUAUAUAUAUUACCGACUGUGAAAUUAGCAUAUUUCAGUUUAUUAACCGAUAUGUCUGAAAAAGAGAAGUUGCGCAAAGGUGAUAUCAUAAACAAGGCCAAGGUUCUGUACAGAGAAUCCGGCGGGAUAAUUCUCAAGUUAUCUAAAUCUGGGCUACGUGGAUAUAUGCCCUUGCGAAGAACUGGUGUCCCAUUUACUAAAAUUUCAACUGAAUUCAAGGAAGGUUCUACGCAUAAGUGUAGAAUACUCGCGUACGGCUGGAUGGAACACUUUUAUAUCUGUACAAUGGAAGAAGAUAUUUUAAAGCAGAAAUAUUUUUCAGUUUUUGAUCUCGGUAUCGGCGAUAUCCUUACCGUGACCAUCACGCAUAUCGAAACUGUUCGUGGCUACAUACAUGUGCAAGCGGGAAAGAUUUGGGGGCACGUUCCGAUGGAACAUAUAUCUGAUAGCGGUUUGAGCGUUUUGCACAAAUUGAAAAUCGGAGAUAAGGUCGAGGCGAGAGUUUUGGACAACAAUUACAAUGAAAAUCAGAUAAAAUUCACGCUGAAGCAAUCGCUGAUAAAAAGUAAACUGCCAGUUUUACAUGAUUUUGGUGAAGCCGUAUGUGGAUCGAAGUAUCAUGGUACAAUCACCGUGAUAAACAAAAAUGGGUUAUUGGUAAGAUUUUACGGAAAUGUAAAAGGAUGGGUCCCACGCACUACAUUAGACAGAGAUACGUGCAAUAUGAAUUGGAACUUCUCCGUCGGCCAAACGGUUAUGGUGUGCGUUGACUCGGUCGAACAAGACAAACAUAAAAUGAAAUUGAGAAUCGUUACAGAAAAAGAGGAAAAACAGCAAGCUAUUAGCUUCUCGAUCGGAGAAACGGUCGAAGGGACAGUAACGGAAUCGUCCAUCAAAGGUGUAUACUUGAAAGUACAGAAAGAAGGCAAUACUGGAAAUAUUGUGACGGGCUUCUUGCCGGCAGGUCACAUGGCCCCAUGCAUUGAAAUCGGCAGCUUGUUGGCGUCGAAGUGCACUCCCGGGGAUGUAAUUUCGGCCUUCGUGUUUGCCACAAAACCGAUGUUGCUACUGUCGCGCACUUUCGUGACGCAGAAGAAAUACAGAAGCUUUGAUUCGCUGAAAGUGGGCGAUUGCAUUCCAUGCACGAUUCGAGAUAUGUUGCAGGCUGGCGUGAGAGUCGUUCUGCCAAUCGAAAAUUACCCCAAAUUUGGAUUCGUGUCAUAUAAGAACGUUAGCAAUUUCGAACAGUUGCACACGAACCAGAUAUUGUUUGUUAAAAUCACAGCUAUCAACACUAAAGAGAAACUAUUGACUCUAACAAUGUCGUUGAAGGACGUGUGGGAGAGCACGUCUGAGUAUGAGGUAAAGAUGAUGACGGCAGUGGAUGUCUUGAGUUUAUACCUCAACAAAUUUUCAGAGCUGACGAAGAACACGUUUUACGAAAAUAAAUUGAUUUCGACGGUAAAUCUGGGUCAAAAAGUUACCGGUAUUGUUAAAAAUAUAACCGAACAUGGUUUAAUACUUCAGUUGGAUAAUCAAUUGACAGGCACGGUACGCAAAGAUCAUUACAUCGGCGAUCCUCAAUUAGGGGACAAAGUAUUUGGUACGAUUUUGUGGAAAAAUUACGUCCAUGAGCUCGUCGAUGUGUCGUUGUUACCGAGAAUAAUAAAUGGCAUUAGCUCAAGACAAAAAACGCUACCAGAAUUACCCACUGGAAUCGUAUUGAAAGCGGAGAUCCUGAUGAUCACCAAAUGGUUGAUACUUGUUCUCGUGAAACGGAACGGUGUGGGAUAUCUGGCAGCAUUGCCCGUCCGCCGUCACGCGAACGAUAGUUCUCCAGAUCUGACGCCUUACAAGGUCCACGCAAAAAUUCGAUUGUACGUUAUAACGAGGAAACACGAAACUGAUAUUGUUCCUAUUUGCAUGCUAAAAUCUGCAUUUGAAACUCCAAAAGACAAAAUCAUAAGGGAGCCGUCUUCUAUUAUGAAUAAACAAUCAAAGAAGAAGAAGAAGAAGUCUAAACUACACGAGGUUGAUCUUAUAAAUUCACCAAAAGACGUACUGAAGGAAGUGUCGAAGGAAGCUUCAAGAGAUAAAGCAAAUGAGGAGAAGAGUAAAAGCGAAAUCAAAGAGAACAGUAGAAUAAAAGAUAUAAAUCCACCAAAAGAAGUAUCGAAGGAAGUGUCGAAGGCAGCUCCAAGAGAUAAAGCAAAUGAGAAGAAAAAUAAAAGCAAAAUCAAAGAGAACAGUAGAAUAAAAGAUAUAGAUGAGAGUUCCGAAUCAGAUGAAAGUGAAAUGGAGGCAAAUGAGUCAACGAACCGAUUGCGCGUUCCAGAAUGUGGAUUUUCUUGGGAAAAUAAAGCAAAAUUGACCGUUUCUAUUAAUAUUGAAACGUCUAGCGACAACGAGGAGCCAGAAGAGGAACCCAAACGGAAGAAGAAGAAGCUGAGUGCGGCUGAACGGCGGGAGCAAGAACGACAGAAGGAACGCGAAAUUCGCCAACGGGAGGAAGCUCUAGCGAGUAAUCAGACACCCAAUUCGAUCGAUCAAUUCGAUAGAUUGGUUUUAUCGAGUCCCGACAGCUCGCUAGUGUGGCUGCGUUACAUGGCGUAUCAUCUGCAGGCCACAGAGAUCGACAAGGCACGAGCUGUUGCGAGACGAGCCAUCAAAACAAUCAAUUUCAGAGAGGAGAAUGAACGGCUGAAUAUAUGGAACGCGUGGCUUAAUCUGGAAUCCAGAUACGGCACCGCAGAGUCCCUGAAUGACGUUUUUCAAGAAGCCGUGAGGACAAAUGACGCGUAUAAGGUGUAUAUGCACAUGCUGACUGUACAGGCGGACGCCGGUAGAAAGAAUGAGCUCGAGAAAUUGAUCAGUACCGUAAUAGGCAAGUUCAAACAGGAUCCUCAGACGUGGAUAGACUGUGGUACUGCUUUGCUGAAAAUCGGCAUGAAGGAAAAAUCACGACAGAUCAUGCAACGGGCAUUGCAAUCCUUGCCUGCGUCUCAGCAUAUAAACCUGCUAGUAAGAUUUGCGAAUUUGGAGAAUAAACUAGGCGACCAGGAACGCGCACAAACAUUGUUCGAGAACAUCCUGAGUUCUUAUCCAAAACGCGUCGACGUGUGGUCGUGUUAUGUGGAUUGUUUGAUAAAAUCUGAAAACAUUGAUUUAGCCAGAAAAGUAUUGGAACGAGCAUGCGUCCAGACGCUUCCACUAAGAAAAAUGAAAACCCUCUUCACAAAAUUUAUAAAUUUCGAAGAAAAAUACGGUACAUCUGAGGCUGUAGCUCGCGUGCGUCAGAUGGCUGCGGAUUAUGUGGAAAAUCACAUAUAAUAUAAAUUGUAUAAGUUUUUUUUCAAUAAAUAAAUGUUAAUUUGACGCAUAUAUACAAUGUCCCGAAUUUAAAUGUUAAACUUUGAGAGUACAUGGGAGAUUGAUAAGAAAAAAUCUUAAACAUUCUUAUUUUGUUUCAAAGAAAAUGAUAAACAAAAAUUUUUUAUUUUUUAUUUGUUUACACUGAGCUCAUAUAUAAUUUUUUUAAUUGGUAUUGUUAACAAUUAUUUCUCUUGUAAAUAUAGUUUUGUCCAUCCGUAUUAUUUUUAUAGAAAUGAAAUGUGAUUGUAAAAUGACUUAAAAAUCAUUGUUUUUUAGUUUUCCUACGCACUGUUGAAGUUUUAACUUUUAAAUUUGAGUUAAAUUUUAAAUUUGAUAACCUGUAUAACAAGUAGAAUAUUUCUCUAUCAAUGUUGUAUUUAAAAUUUGGUAUUAGUACCGAUGAGGUAUUACAAAAAAAAAGUGGCAAGCCAUGGGUAAAUUUUUGUAACUGUCAAGGAUUGGAAGGCCUUGAACAUAUGUACUUAUUCUGAAAUAUACUAUGGAGGCAUUUGAAGCGU